This is a messenger RNA of Brassica oleracea var. oleracea, 1459 nucleotides long. Its product is annotated as GDSL esterase/lipase At1g20120. The record is from RefSeq and is a predicted model, not a curated record. Gene Ontology annotation, molecular function: lipase activity. Bases 79 to 1344 code for a protein of 421 amino acids. Gene Ontology annotation, cellular component: extracellular region. Lineage: Eukaryota; Viridiplantae; Streptophyta; Magnoliopsida; Brassicales; Brassicaceae. The transcript is spliced from 5 exons. Gene Ontology annotation, biological process: lipid metabolic process.
ACACUCCUUUAUAUUCCGGAGCUUCGUAACAAGUUCUUUUUUGUUUCCUUAUCAGACGUGUAAGAACAUAUAACCAAUAUGAUGAAAUAUAAUGUUGUUUCGCCUUCUUGUUCCAAACUAUUUCGAUGUGUUUUGUUCCUCCCACUCUUUUUUAUCUUCUUCGUUGCCUCAGCUAGACGCUUAGAGCAAGUUCCAGAGCCGAGUCCAAGGCCAGCCCCGGUUCCACAACCGAGUCCAAAGCCGAAGCCAUCUUCAAGUCCAGGGCUAACCCCAGCUCCAGAGCCAAAGCCAUGUCCAUGUCCAAGUCCAAGUCCAGGGCCAGCUCCGACACCAGCGCCCCCUAGGACACGUAACACGACGUUUCCUGCGAUCUUUGCAUUUGGUGAUUCAAUCGUAGACACAGGAAAUAACGAUUACAUUUCAACAUUAGUCAAAGCUAAUUUUCCCCCCUAUGGCAUGAAUUUUCCACAUGGACUUCCCACCGGUAGAUUUAGCAAUGGCAAGAUUCCUGCUGAUUUUAUAGCGGAAUUUUUAGGAGUAAAACCAACUUUACCGCCAUACUUGAAGCCAGGGCUAACCCAUGAAGAUCUCGUCACUGGUGUAUCAUUUGCUUCGGGUGGUUCUGGCUUCGAUCCUUUGACACCUAUCGUUGUAAGCGCAAUACCGAUGUCAAACCAGUUGACAUAUUUUCAAGAAUAUAUAGAGAAAGUAAAAGGCUUUGUGGGAAAAGAGAAAGCUGAGCACAUAAUAUCCAAAAGUCUAGCCAUUGUGAUUGCGGGUAGCGAUGAUCUAGCUAACACAUACUAUGGUACACAUGCAGAAGAAUUAUUAUAUGACAUCGAUGCAUAUACCUCUUAUAUGGCUAGCUCUGCUUCAAGUUUCGCUAUGCAACUAUAUGAAUCUGGAGCAAGAAAGAUAGGAUUCAUUGGUGUUUCGCCAAUCGGGUGUAUACCGAUACAAAGAACCGCAAGAGGGGGACUUAAGAGAAAGUGUUUUGAUGAAAUAAACGUUGCAGCUCAGCUUUUCAAUACCAAACUCUCCAGAAGUUUGCAUUCAGUAGCCGAGACCUUGAAAAACGCCACUUUGGUGUAUAUUGAUAUCUACUCUCUCUUCGCUCAUAUGAUCCAAAACCCCAAAGAAUAUGGAUUUGAUGAGAUUGAUAGAGGAUGUUGCGGGACAGGGAUGGUCGAAUUAGGCCCGCUUUGCAACCAAUUUACAUCACUUCUUUGCAGCAAUGUAUCUUCUUAUAUGUUUUGGGACAGUUACCAUCCAACGGAAAGAGCUUAUAGAAUUUUAACCAAAAAGUUUGUAGAGACUGACAUGAGCCCUUUUUAUGACAAAUAAAUGUAGAUUUAAGAUGUGUCCGUUGAUGAUAUGAUUUGGCUAAAUAAAAGCUGUAACUCAUUUGGUUUAAUGUAUUUUUUGGAACAUUAGUUGGUAUAAUGUUUCAGUUCCUGUC